Messenger RNA from Rotaria sordida, 2853 nucleotides. NCBI's taxonomy places the organism in Eukaryota, Metazoa, Rotifera, Eurotatoria, Philodinida, Philodinidae. The record is from the annotation of a GenBank genome assembly.
AUGUCAUCGAUAACAGACAACGAACAAAUAGGAAGAGAAAUAAUGAAUGGCGACUUUGACCGAUAUCUAAAUGAAAUGACUGGAUUUCUCAUUCAACAAUCACAAACAUCAAUAAGUACAAAAUCACGAUCAAAUACUUUCACAGAUAUGUCUGAGUUACCUGUCAAUAACGAACAAUCAAUAACCUAUCAGAUACCAAUAGCAAGAGAUUUGGACGACAUUUUGCGGGAUACAGAUUUAGCUUUGACAAUGACACAGCCAAAUGCACUGAGAAGGAAAAGCUUCAUUGACCCAGGGAUAUUUAGUUGUCAACAUACAUUUCAAAGUGGUCUUGCUGGUGCUGGUUUUUUUGAUCAGCCAAAAUUCUGUGAUAAAUUGAAAGCUGAAAUAAAAGAAACUUAUUCAGUUGAAAUGAUCAUAACUAAGACGAGAGAUAAAUUGAAUCUGGACAACAGCAUGUAUAUUAUUGACUUUAAAAGUAAUGAUCAAGACAAAAAUCAUCAGGCACUAGAAUCAUUUCAAGAUUUUCUUAAAACAAUAGAGACAAAAGUUAUCGAUGAUAAAUCAGACAAAUCAACCGUAUUUCAUGAUUUAUGUACUACUAAUGAUAUACUUGACAAAUUUAUCAAAAAUUUUAUAUUACUUGAUAUUUCUUUACCGUUUAGUUCUGAUUUAACAAUAGCUAAUAAAAGUUAUUUAGCACAAGAUAUUCUAAAACUAGUAGAUCAAAUACAAUCGCAGAAUAUUUUAAUAAUACUUGAACAACGAUGUAUUCAUUUGUUUGGUUUAAAUGAUAUAGUCAAGGAAGUAGAAAAACAAAUAGAAGAAAUUAAGACAAAAUAUGAAUCAAGUAUGGUUAAACUUAGUUUAGAACCAAAACAGAUAAAAUUUUUAUUGGAUAUCUAUUAUAAUGAACUGAAAGCACUUGAAACUAAUUAUAAUGAUACAACAAUUAUUGAAAAUUUAAAAAAUGGAGAAUUUAUAGCUUCAACUUAUGUUCAUGAUAGAAUAGAAUCCGAAAUAAUAACAUUAGCUGCAUUAUGUACACCAAUUGAUUUUGAAAUUCAAGAAGAAGCUUUUGGUUUAAUAGCACAUAACGAAUGUAUUAAUCUAAAAAAUAUCGGUCGUCAAUACAAAUGUCAAAUUGAUAUACAAAUGAAAACUACAAAUAAGAUUUGUGAAAUACCCAAAGCUCUACCACAAGAUCAUAUUUCAAAUAAAUUAACAGCAGCUGCCAUCAAAAUAUAUAAGAAUGAUCUAGUUAAACAAAAAGUUGAUCUUAUUGUUAUUUAUUCGACAUCAAUGUAUCUAUGUGAUAGUAUUCUUAAACAAGCUGGACAAUCAGUUAAAAAUGAAUAUGAAAAAAUUGCAAAGAUAUCAUCAUUAGAACCAUUUGAAAUUAAUUCAGGAAAUUUAUCCUGUCGAAAACUUUUAUUUUUACCAUGGGAAAUAAAUCAAACAAGUCAAGAAGCAUUUUAUCAAUCAAUUCGAAAUUUUAUUAGUAAAGCUAUUCAACAUGCUGUUAAAACUCAUCAUACAUCAAUUGCAUUUCCAUCAAUUAAUUGUGAAAAAUUAAAUAUUGAUAAAAAUAUUAUUGCCAAUGAAAUGUUAGUUGAAGCUCAAACACAAUUAUUAUCAGCUAAUAUUUUAUUACAAAUAAAUUUUGUUAUUUUACCUGAACAUAUUGAUAUUUUUGAAAUAUUUCAAGCAAAACUCGAAAGUCUUCAAAGAGGCAAUCUAGAAACAAAAGAUAUUCAAAUACAAUAUAGUUUUACAAAACUUAAAAUUACUAUUCUAUCUAAUAAUAUAGAAAAGCAAGAGGAAUGUAAGAAAGCUUUAAAUUAUUAUGUACAACAAUCAAUUUCAGUUCGUGAACAUUUUAAACAAGAUUUACUUAAAAAAUGGACACAACUUGCUAUUAAUACAUUUUAUAGAUAUUGUUUUGAUCGACAUGUUAUACCUAAUAUGGAUAUUCUUACUGGUUAUCUUAAAUUAUUUGGUUCAAAAGAAUCAGUUACUGAAGCAGAAAAUGAAUAUUAUCGAGAACAAGUUAAACAAAGUGAACAAGCUCGUUUAAUUACCAUUGCUCAAGAUAUAAUUUGGGCAUUUAAAAUAGAUGAUAAAAAUUGGGAAAAAUAUCCACCUGAAUUAAAUGCUCAUAUUGAAGAUGCAUAUUUAACUAAAUUACCGACAUAUCAGUACACCGAUGAUCAAUUCGUAGAAUAUAUUAUUGAUUUUGAACAUAACAUUGAAACAUGUGUAAAUAGUCAAUUACAACGUCCAAUUAUUCGACAUGAUGGUUUUGAUUUACCAGAAUAUUGGCAGGUACAAAAAGAGAGUAUUGCACAAUUUUCAGUACAAGAAAAUUCAAUUGAAUAUAAAGAAAUUCGUGCUUUAUUUGAUAAAACAAUGAUUAAUAAAUAUACCACAUUACUUCGUAUAGAUCGUAUACAAAAUAAACAAUGGUAUAUGCAAUACAAUUCAUAUAAAAGUUUUUCACCAAAGAAAAAUACAGAAAAAAAAUUAUUUCAUGGUUGUCCAAAAGAUUCAGCUGAACUCAUUAUUAAUUCAUUUUUUAAUCGAUCAUUCACUGGAAUUAAUGGUACUGCGUAUGGACAAGGAGCUUAUUUUUCAACAAACGCUUCCUACAGUCAUAAACAUGCUCAGACUAAUACGCUGAAUGAUGAACGAUAUAUGUUUGUAGCAAAUGUAUUAGUCGGUGAUAGCAUUCGAGGAAAUAUUAACAUGAAAACACCACCUUCAGGUUUUGAUUCAACGACUGAUGGAGAUCAUAUCUUUGUUACAUAUCGUGAUGAUCAAGCUUAUGCAGCAUAUCUUAUUGUUUAUCAAUGA